AUGGGAGCCGGAGCUUCUGGAACAGCCUCAUCAACCAUUGAGAAGGAAGUAGCUAUAUUCGCAUCUCAUCUACCAAUGGCAGAAUUAUUGAAUGGUGGUAUAAUUCGAUUACCAGGCGCUAGUGGUUAUUUUAACCCUGAUUCACUGUUGGAACCGAGCUGGCUAAAAGGCAAAAUGACAGUGGAAGAAUAUCGAUCAGCCAUCAAUUACAUCAACAGCUGUGCGGUUCGUAAGGAAUUGGAGAUUAAAAGUCAAAUAUGGCCAAAAGAAACAUAUGAACGAGAGAAGGCGAAAGCAGAAGCUGGUCAAGCAGCAGUUCAAAAGCUCAAUGAACAACAGAGUUCAGUUCGAUUCACGUAUCAGCAAAGUUUAGAAAAGGUUGAAUAUAUUCCCAUUUAUGAUAAAAAUCUCCUUUCAUAUAUUAGUGUAUUAGCAGAAAAAGGUCGUUACCUAACUGUACGUUAUUACAUUUACAUGAAUGUCAACUGA
Messenger RNA from Rotaria sp. Silwood2, 489 nucleotides. NCBI's taxonomy places the organism in Eukaryota, Metazoa, Rotifera, Eurotatoria, Philodinida, Philodinidae. The record is from the annotation of a GenBank genome assembly.